Molecule: messenger RNA, 1678 nt
Organism: Pyrgilauda ruficollis (rufous-necked snowfinch)
Lineage: Eukaryota; Metazoa; Chordata; Aves; Passeriformes; Passeridae
Gene: DIO1
Product: iodothyronine deiodinase 1
Exons: 4
Molecular function (GO): thyroxine 5'-deiodinase activity
Source: RefSeq, a predicted model, not a curated record
AUGUCGGGCAUCAGGGUUCUGCUACAGAAAAUCCUGAUCCUUCUGCAGGUUACCCUGUCUGUUGUUGUGGGCAAAACACUGAUGAUACUGUUCCCCAACGCCAUGAAGAGAUACAUCCUGAAGAUGGGCGAAAAGAGCAGAAUGAACAGAAAUCCAAAGUUCAGCUACGAAAACUGGGGCCCGACCUUUUUCAGCUUCAAGUAUUUGCAGUUUGUGCUGAAGGUGAAGUGGAAGAGGCUGGAGGAUGAAGCCUACGAGGGACAGCCUGCUCCCAACACGCCCGUGGUGACCCUCGGCGGGGAAGUUUGUCACCUCCUGGAUUUCGUGAAAGAUAACCGACCUUUAAUCCUGAACUUUGGAAGCUGCACCUGACCUUCAUUUAUGCUAAAAUUUGAUGAGUUCAACAAGCUCAUCAAAGAUUUCAGCUCAAUAGCAGAUUUCCUUAUCAUCUACAUUGAGGAAGCUCACGCAGUAGAUGGAUGGGCUUUUAAAAACAAUGUCAUUAUUAAAAAUCACAGAAGCCUUGAAGAUCGAAAAAAUGCAGCAGAGUUUCUUCAGAAAAAUCACCCUCUGUGUCCAGUGGUUUUAGACACUAUGGAAAACCUGACCAGCUCAAAAUACGCCGCGCUGCCAGAGCGACUCUACAUGCUCCAGGGAGGGAAGGUCAUCUACAAGGGAGGAGUGGGGCCUUGGAAUUACCACCCCCAGGAAAUACAUGCCAUCCUGGAAAAAAUGAAAUAGAAAAAGAAGAGGACUUCGAAGCAAAAACUAUUUGGAUAAAGAAGUGCAAAAAUAAUUCGUCACAGACCUAAGUCUAAGGAACAAAACCAGAAUUUAAAAACAGCCAUAGAGAGAAGAAAAGAAGAAUGUUGUAUAUGCAUGUAAGGAGCAUCUGGAAUAAUGUUUGUCUAGAAGCUUUCAGGUGCCAUCCCUACAACACCAACUUCUGUUCUGUAGUAACUGACUACUCUUAUACCACAUGCAGUAAUGUGGGAGCUGGGUCCACUGAGCUCUGGAUACCAACAUUUACACUUGUGAGGAAUAUCCUGCAGGAUAAACUUCAGCGUGGUGACAUUUGCAAGAGUCCACUAGCAUGCAAAGCAACUGAUUUCUCAUUAUUAUACACACUGCACUUGUAUUUAUAAAAUGUUCCCUUUCAGUGACUUCAGGAGGCUUCUGAGCAAGACAAUCUCUAUCAACAUCUGUUUCCAUGAGUAUUUGUUAUGAUGGUCCCAGCCUAAAGCACUGGCGGCUGUGACCUGAUUCUAGAAAAUAUUUAUAGAAACAAGGGAUUGAUCUACAAUUAUUAGAAGUCUAUCAAAACACUUCAUUUGGCUUCAGAUUAUUUCCCUUCCUGCCCUGCCUCUCUCUCCCAGGUUAUUUCUAAGCAUUAGCAGACAUUUAUAUUCAUUCUAAUAAUCUCUGAGUUUGAGCUGAUCAGAAAUGUACCAACUUAAGGACUUUUGAAGGACUUGUUUGACAGUAGGAAGUAACACAUCCCAAUUAAGUAGCUCACACUUUUUUUUCUAUUUAACUCAGAGUGCACGGGAAACAUUUUACAGGAAAUUGAGUUUUAAUUAAUGUAUUAUGUAAGCCUGAUAUAAAUACACUACCUUAAAUGGACUCACUUAUGUUCAGGUGUUCUAGGCUGACAGUUCAGGUUACAAAAUGAAAGAGC